Messenger RNA from Pyrenophora tritici-repentis Pt-1C-BFP, 1512 nucleotides. RefSeq lists its product as uncharacterized. The record is from RefSeq and is a predicted model, not a curated record. Lineage: Eukaryota; Fungi; Ascomycota; Dothideomycetes; Pleosporales; Pleosporaceae.
AUGCAGGUGGCGAGAGCGUCAGUUACCCUCCGAAAGCCAGACGAUUGGUCGAAAUGGUUGCUCACGAGGAAGAUAUCCGCAGACCGAAAUAGUCUGUGGGAGUACGUUAACCUAGAUCUUUCGCCAGAGAGGCUGAAGAUGCUGGAAGACGAAAGACCCAAAGAGCUCGAAGUGAGGAGAUUUCGAAAUCCUCUUACAGACGAGCAGAUCGACAUCCCAGACUUAACAGCGACAGAGCUCGCUACGUACAACUCAUGGGCUAGACGAUUCGAUCGCGACGAGGCCAGGUGGCUCACGAAGGAGAAGGCUCUCCGAACCCUAAGCCUAGAGAUCGUGCAGACAAUUGACGUCAAACACCUAGACCUAAUCCUCGAUUGCGCAGACGCCUAUAGCCAGCUGAGAACACUAAAGAAGCACCUCUGUCCAUCGAUUGGACAGAGGAACCACCAACUCAGAGCUCGGUACACAGCAGUCUGCACGAGACCAAAGACGGCAAACUUAGACACAUGGUUCGACGAGUGGGUGACGAUCACCCGACUCCUCACGGAGGCUAAGAUUCCAGAGACGACUGGCAACAGAGCGCAGGAAGAGUUUAUCCUGUCAAUUAGAGGCCUAGACGAUAGCUGGGCAGCUACUCAGCUGCAAGACCUUAUUAAGAAGGAACAGAAGGAUGAAGAAUUUCCGCUGAUCGCGGAUUUGAUCGCGGAGUUCAGAUCGUACUACCGACGUACACGUCCAAUCGCGUCAGGACUUGGAACCUUUGCUACGCUCGAGGUGACAAGCAGUAGCAACAGCCGAGGAACUCGUACACGCUCAGGACCAUGGAUACCGAAGUGUCUUGAUGGAGAAAACCACAAAUUCGACAACUGCCCGUACGUUAACCAGUCAGUUCGGACAAAGGGCUGGAAGCCAGACAAGGCAAUUCAGGAUAAGUUCACAGAGCUUAGAGACAGUCCUACGUCGAAUUCGAUAGCCAAUGCACUAAGAGCAGCAGAGCGGGGGCUUAAGAAGAAGACGAAGCCGCAGGCUGAGGUCCAGAGCUCGUCCAUGAUCAGUAUGGACGAUGGACAGCCAGCGCGCGAUAAGCCACACGUUAAUGCGGUGCUGCAGACUGCAGCAGCUACAGGACUAUUAGCUCCACCGCUGCUCACGAGAUGGAUACUUGAUCCAGGGGAGCCUUCAGACUGUGUAUACGCUGGAGGAGCCCUCACUCAAGUCGAAGAAUGGGGAGAAACGACUAUCCAGGUCAAGACUCCGAUAGGAGAAGGACGGAUGAAGCUUACAUGGGUGGCGUACAUCCCUGGCUUCUUCACGAGCGUCGUUGGCCUAUCGCGGAGCCGAUCUCUCGGCAUCAACUUUGACUCAGGCAGAGACUGUCUAUAUCAAAAGAAUGCAUCGAACGUGAUCUGUCUACUCCAGUAUAGAGAUGGCCACUGGCUCGUUGAUGUGGAGAAAGCAGACUCCGCAACAAUCAAAUCAAUCAAUCUUAAGGUUGUCGAUUGGUUUGAUUAG